Quercus lobata is the source of this 536-nucleotide messenger RNA. RefSeq names its product (Z)-3-hexen-1-ol acetyltransferase-like. Bases 38 to 433 code for a protein of 131 amino acids. The transcript has 2 exons. NCBI's taxonomy places the organism in Eukaryota, Viridiplantae, Streptophyta, Magnoliopsida, Fagales, Fagaceae. The record is from RefSeq and is a predicted model, not a curated record.
AAAUCAAGAGCAUUGGCUACCACUAUCUAAUCUAGACAUGUGUCUUGGGCUUCCAUUGGAUUUUAGUCUCUUCUUUUGUUAUACGAAGCCAACUUGUGGAGACAACUGGACAUUUGUGUCAAAGGUUGAGGUUUUAAAGAAGACCUUAGCAGAAGCUUUGGUUACAUACUACGCUCUUGCUGGUGAGAUAGUUCCAAACUCCAUGGGUAAACCUGAGAUUCUUUGCAAUAACCGUGGGGUAGACUUCAUUGAAGGUUUUGCAGAUAUAGAACUUCAAAACCUCAACUUGUAUAGAGCUGAUGAGACCAUUGGUUGCAAACUAGUACCGAAGAAGAAGAAUGACAUCAUGAUGGCUGUUCAGCCCUCCAUUCGGACACGCCAGAAGAUUGAUUUGUGGAUUGGGUUCUACAGUUUUUGUUCGUGGGGUUUGUGAUGCUUAAACUUGGACCAUUUUGGUUUUUGCAUUUUAUUGCUCUUGUAAUAAUGUAACCUGCAUUAGUCUAUUGCAAUAUAUUGCUUAUCUUUCUAAUGGAAGU